This is a messenger RNA of Triticum turgidum subsp. durum (durum wheat), 1065 nucleotides long. Lineage: Eukaryota; Viridiplantae; Streptophyta; Magnoliopsida; Poales; Poaceae. The record is from the annotation of a GenBank genome assembly.
AUGACAAACAACAACUCAGAACUCUCAAGCCUGCGUGCUAUGGUAGAACAAUGUGUGACGUCCAUACCGGAAGAUCAUGAAGCCACUUGCUGGGGCUGUGGUCUUCGGCUCGUUUUUUCAAGUUAUUCACCUGUCUAUAAGUGUGGCUGGUGUGGAGCAGUCACCCAAGGCAACCAAACUUCAAGAAAACCUGACAGUGUAUGCUUUUCUCACUGGAGGCGUUUCCGGGAUGGGUUCUUUGUGAUUGUGCUCGUCCUCUUCAUGCUCUUCGUUAUAUGUGGCGGGGUCUGGGCGGUGUAUCCAGUUGUUUUCUCAAUCAGCAUCUUCUGUGGCAUGUUUCACUGCACAGUCACAGCUCUCUUAUCUAUAUUUACAAUUGCAAGUUAUUGUUUGGCCUCUUUCAAGUCUGCUGGUGCACCACCAGGCAUACGUUGGGGAAGCUAUCCCAUGGUUGGAAAAAAUGAUCUUGAGAACUAUACUUUCUGUACAUAUUGUAGUAAACCUAAACCCCCAAGAGCACAUCACUGCCGAUCUUGUAAAACAUGUGUGAUAGACAUGGAUCAUCAUUGCCCAUUUAUUGGGAACUGUGUGGGAGCUUCAAAUCACCAAGCUUUUGUCAUUUUUCUCAUCUCUGUGGUCACGAGUUGCAGUUAUGCUGCUAUUAUGACCAUUUAUGCAAGUUAUCUUAUAUGGCCCCCUCUAGAGUUUCCAAAUGUAUCAUCAUAUGGUCAAAUGGGUUCUAAGAAAGUACUGAUGGAGAUCAUUACUAGCGUGGCCAGUUCUGCAUUCUUCUUAUCAGCAAGGGGUAUAAUUCUGGUAUAUCUUGCAUUUGCCAGUCUAUCAGUUAAUGCGGGUAUAGCUGUGUUGCUGUGCCAGCAACUUAGCUUAAUAUAUGAAGGAAAUACAUAUCUUAGCCAUAUAAGCUCACCAACUGAUAUUCAUGGAGAGAAAGGAUUGCGAAAUCUUGUUCGAUUUUUUGGGUGCCCCUACCCUCUUUCUAGACUAUUGUUGGGCUACACCAACACUGGCAAGUCGCAGAACAAUUCAGGCUCAAAACUUCUUUAG